Molecule: messenger RNA, 5833 nt
Organism: Monodelphis domestica (gray short-tailed opossum)
Lineage: Eukaryota; Metazoa; Chordata; Mammalia; Didelphimorphia; Didelphidae
Source: RefSeq, a predicted model, not a curated record
GUAUGUUAUAUUGUAUUAGUAUACGUAUAACAUAAUUAUUUUAUUAUAAAUUCUGAUUAAUUGAAAAUAAUAAUUAAUUAAUGAUCAUUAAUAAUUUAAUUCAUUAACUAAUAUUAAUAUUUAAUUAAUGUUAAAGGAUUGUUUUAAAUAUAAAGAAUAUAAAGAAAAGAAUGUUAGUCAAUGUGCCUUGUACCACUUACCAUAAACAUUACUUAGGCUAUAGCAAAAUUGUAUAUACCUUUAGAAUUCCUCCCCUUCCAUUAGGUAUAAUGCUGAUUUUUCCCCCUCAAAUUUAAUGAAUAUAUAGGAGUAAAUUUGAAGAUAUGAGAUACAUUGUGUGAGGAAAUAUUAUUCUUGUGUAUAUUGGGGUUGAACACUAAGAUAAAAGGAAUUUUUAAGGAGGAUAUCAAUUAAUGUCAAAAGACUGAUCAAGAAAACUAAUUUUUCUUAAUAAAAUUAAUACACCACUGCACUUUGAAAUUAUUUAUAUUUUGUUGACCAUGCACUUUAAAUUUUUUUUUAUUUUUUUCAAAUAAAGAUAGAAAUUUUUCUUGUUCAAGAAGCUUGUUGAUAGCUUUUAAUCAUCUCUGUGAAAAAAUGAUGCAAAGAAGAGUCCAGAACCUCGAUUUAUUUUCUUGUCAAACAGACAAAGGUAAGCUUUAACUAUAAAAUUGCUUAUUUCAUACAUGUAUGCCAUUCUUCAUCAGUUUUAUUUUAAUUAAGAUUGUUUUUCAUAUCAAUAAACAUCAAAUCUAGAGAAUAUUAAAAAUAUUAGGAAUAACUCCCAAGUGAAGAUUAAAGAGUGUAUUUUUAACUGAUAAAUAUUUUUGAUAUCAUGACUUUUAAAAUAGUGUCAAAAAGGUGAGUUAUAGCAAUAAGGCAAAAAAUUUUAAGGAAUAAUCUGUAAAAGCAUAGUAAGAAUAAAAUCGUUGCCUUUUAUGGAUAAUAUGAUAGUUUAUUUAGAAUUCUAUUCAUCAAUACAAAAGGUGGAUGUAGGGAGGGCAGAACUAAGAUGGUGGAGAAGCUACACAGACUCAUCUCUCCUCUACGUACCAAAUUAAAAUAGGAUAAAAUGCCUAAAAAGAAAUAUUGGAGCACCAUAAUCUACAGAAAAAUGGAGUGAAAUAAUUUUUCUAUUUAAAACUACUUAGAAAGCCAUUAGAAAAGUUCUUUGAUUGAAGAGGAGUGCAAAAACAACAGAACGAGGCAGGUUCCGAUAAUUAAAGAGUCCUUGGACACUCCUGAAUCAUCAACAGGGGCUGCCAGAGCUCCCAGGCACAGCCCUUUGCUGCCUUGACGGAGUGCCCAUACACAGAUCCAGGCAGCAGUUGUGGCAGACCUUAUUGGGAGCACUUAGCACAUCCCAAUUCUUGCAACCUCAGAGGACAAGAGGACCCUGGUCACAGUUACCAGAUGGAAAAGAAUUCACAUGGUUACUCAUUGACCUGACCACAGGCCAGGAGAGUAUUAAACACACUUGUCAUUACAUUAUACAAUGUUGAAAGAAUUAAAAAAAAAAUUGGUCACUAAGAACUCUCAAUGAAGCUGCACAAAGAACCUGAAUCUUGGAACAUACUUCUUUCUACAUAGUUACAGAAAAUGAGCAAACAACAAUAACAAAAAACCCUCAACCAUAGAAAGAAAUUUUGUUGCCCGGGAAGACUUAAAAUCAGAAGAAAAUAGUGCUGCAUCCAAAGCUUAGAAGGAAGAAAAGAUAUUAGCUAUUUCACAACUCAAAAUAGUCUACAAAGCAGAAAUUGUCUAAAUUAUUUAGUGUAGUUUAAGAAACAUGUCUCUGACACUUGCUAGUUGUGAAAUGAUGGACAAGUCACUUAAUCCUGUUUGCCCCAGUUUCCUCUUCUGUAAUGAAGAGAUAGCUGGAGAAGAAACUGGAACAUUAGCUUCACGAGGAAAAUUCCAAAUCAAGUCAUAAAGAGUCAGAUACAACUGACUGACAAAAAAAGAAGGAUCAAUGGUCAAUUAGAGGAACAGAUUAGGUGUAGAAAAUGCUGAAUAAAAAAGGGCCUUGUAAAAUGUACCUUUGAUAAACUCAAAGUCCUUAGACUGUGCUAGAAUUAGGAAUUAUUUUUAAAACUGCUGGGAAAAUUGGAAAUGCUUUGAGACGACUUUUUAUAUAAGUUGUCUUUUAUUGUGAAUAUGUGAACCCACAAAUGAUCCAUAAAUAAACUUAGGGGUUCUGUGAUCUUGGAAGGGAGAAAAAAAUGCAUGUUUUUUUCAAUAACAUUUCAUUCAAAUUUAACAAAUUCCAAUAACAAUUUUUAUAAUACACUUUGAUAUCUGGUAUGGUUAGAUCAUCUUCCAUCAUAUUAUUUUUCACUAUUUCCAUUGAUAAUCUUGACCUUGUUUAGUGAAAAAUAAUAUGAUGGAAGAUGAUCUAACCAUACCAGAUAUCAAAGUGUAUUAUUAUAAAGUACUUAUCUUCAAACUAAUCUAUUAUUGAUGAAGAAAGAGUAGUGAAUCCGUGGAAUAGAGUAGGUACACACAAUAUGCACAGUAGAAAUGACUUUAGUAAUGUUGUGUUUCUUACAUGCAAAAAUCCAUAUUUUAGGGUCAAGAACUCACUGGGUCAAAAACUGCUGGGAAAACCAGAAAGCAUUUUGCCAGAAACUAGAUGUAGACCAAUGCCGCACAUCAUGUAUCAAGAUAAGGUCAAAGUGGCAUUUGAUUUAUGCAUUCAGGGUAAUGCCAGAUUUAAAUUAGGGGGAAAAGAAUUAUCAAAUAAAGGACAGAGAACAUGAUAGGAGGUGCAAUGGAUCAUAUUCAUUACCUUUAAAAGUUUUCCACACAAAACCAGAGAGAAAGAAGAAAAAUGGGAAAAAAUUUAAAGAUCUGAUUAAGGCCUCAUUUCUCAAAGAUAUAGAGCACUGGAUCAACUUUAUAAAGAAUACAGGUUGUUCCCCAAUUCAUAGAUCCUAAAAUUAUAUGAAUAAUCAGUUUUCAGAUGAAGAAAUAAAAACUGUCUCUAGCCACAUAAAAAAGCACUGAAUCACUAUGAAGAAUACAAAUUUAAACAACUCUUACUUACCUUUUCAUGCCUAUCAAAUUUUCUUAACGAGACAGGAAAGGAAAAUGAAAAAUGUUGGAGGUGAUGGGGGAAUAUUUGAGACACUAAUGUACAGAUCGUGGAAUUGUGAACUGAUUCAUCUAUUCUAGAGAACAUUGUGGAUAUAUGCUCAAGGAGCUAUGCAAUUGUGCAUAUUCUUUGACUUGGCAAUAUCACGACUAAGACAGUAUCCCAAAGAGAUUAUAAAUUUUUAAAAAAUGAAAAGAAAAUGUCCCUAUAUGUACAAAAUAAUUCAUGGCAGUUCUUUUUCGUGUUGAAGAACUUAAAAUUUCAGGGAUAACAUUCAAUUGUGAAAUGGCUGAAAAUUUUGUGGUAUAUGAUUGUAAUAAUAUUAUUGUGACAUGAAAUGAUGAUUAAGAUGCUUUCAAAAAACCUGGAAGACUUAUAUGAACUGAUGCAUAAUGAAGGGAGCAGAAGCAGAACACUGGGUGCAUGAACAGCAAUACUAUGCAAUAAUCAAUUGUAAAUGACUUUGCUAUGCCCAGAAAUACAAAGAUUGAAAGACAGUUCUGAAGAACUGAAAAAUGUUAUCCACUUACAGUGGAAAAGGUGAUGGAAUCUAAAUGCAGAGCAAAACAUAUUUAUUUUACUUUAUUUUCCUUUUUACCUGGUAUGUUUUAUUUCUCAACAUGAUGAAUAAGGAAGGAAAUAUGUUUUACAUGACUGCAUAUGUAUAAUCUUUAUCAAAUUGCUUACCUUUUUAAUGAGGUUGGAGACCAGGGUGAGUAGGAAAGAAUUUGGAACUUAAAAUAGAUUUUAUAUGUCCUUAGAAAAAAUUUUAAUUAUUAAAAAUGUCUUAAUGUGCUUAUAUACUGAAAGGUAGAAAGUUCAGCAAAAUCAUUGGUCUAGGGGAGACUGUAACACAGUCAGAUAUAUAUUGCUAAUUAUUAAGGAAAAGAUACCGGUAAAGUAUAGGUGGAUGGCUUAUAAUUCCAGUGCAAAGCUAGACUGACCAGGCCAACUGUACUGGGAGGAAAUUUUAUUCUUACUGUUGCUUCAGAUGUUUUAGGCUUUCAUUAUUAUUACUAUUAUUAUUUUUGUAUUUAUAGGUGACAACGAACUGGGGCUUUGUACUUGUAUCUUCUUUGAUCCAGCAGAUGAGGAUGGAAAGGAACCAGGGGUUUUUAUAACUGAAAUUAUUGAAGGAGGUGCAGUUCACAAACUUGGAUGUAUCCGUGUAUUUGACCAGAUUAUUAAAAUAGGUGACAUCAAUCUAAUUGGAUUGGAUGAAGCAGAAAUCGUCUCUACUUUUAAAAAAAUGGACGAUUCUCCUUUCCAGAUUGAAAUUGGCCGCGAACCACCUGAAGUCAAGUCAGAACUUAUCGAACUCCUUGAGUUGUCAGAGGAAAGGAAGAAAUAUUUUAUGGAUUCGCUCAUAGUACAGGAAAAAAUUGGAGAUAUCACUAUUGUGAGAGGACAAGCAAGUAUUUGUAGAAGUCCAAGAGUACCAUGGUUCUGGAUGGCCAGUGACCUGAAAUUUGUUAUUGGGGUACUGAAAAUAUUAAUAGAAGAAGAUCAGGGAUGUAGAAAAGACAUCCAAGCUAUCUUUGAGCAGGCUAACAUUUUUCAAGACAAUUAUAAAGACAUGAACACAUACAAAGUGAAUAUGGAACAGAAACCUGAUGAAUCAGAUAAAGAAGGCACAUUUUUACCAUUGGCCCCAGAAGAAGAAUUUUUACUAGGACAAUUUAAAAUAAAGCCUAAAGAGAUAAAAAAUGAAGAUUUAUCACCAGAGCAAUUAUUAGCCCAAGGGGAUUUCAAUUCAGGUGAGAAAAAUGAGGCUCAGAGAAGAUAUUCAGAUAGUUACCUUCCCAGCUGUAACUUCAUGGCUUCUGGCUCUAAAAUGAAGAACAUAGAGACCCCAAUAAAAAAAGAAAAAGAAGAAGAUGAAAUAGUAGUGGAGGAAGAGAUUAUUAGCACUGGAAAACCUACAGAGGGGAAGGCUAAAAAGAGAUUUUCCUGGUUCCGCAAUAUCAAAGAACGCAAGCUGUGGAACUUCUUUCAUUUUAAAAAACAUGACAAACAAGUAAAGAAUGUGCACAAGUGGGAAGAAAUUGAUCAAGAGGUAUUGAAAGAUUACUGUCCUUAUUCUACUGAAGCCCCUAAAACAUUGCCAACAGAGUGGACAAAUAUUGAAGUUGGUAAUUGGUUAUGGAGCAUUGGAAUGGAGGAGUAUGUUGUAAAAUUUUAUUGUAAAGGAAUAAGUGGUGAAAAACUCCUUACACUGGACAAUCGCUCGCUAAAAGAAAUCGAAGUCAACAAGAAGAAAGACCGCCGGAAAAUACUUAAGGCUAUUAAGAAAGUUAGAGAUUUUUGGGAAAAAAAUCAUCAUUUCGUCUUAUUAUAGAAAUUGAUGGAAAGAAGACACAGAACCUGAAAGAUGGCAAAAAUGGAAAAUGCAAUUACUUUUGUUAUAUUGACUUUUCAUCAUUUUACUUCUGUUACUUUUGUUAUAUGAACUUUUAAGGGAUUUUACUUCCAUGUUACUUUUGUUAUAUGAACUUUUAAGGGAUUUUAGUUCCAUGUUACUUUUGUUAUAUGAACUUUUAAUCAUUUUAUUACUGUUACUUUUGUUAUUAUUAACUUUUAAUUAUUUCACUUUCAUGUUACAUUUGUUAUAUGAACUUUCAAGGGAUUUUACUUCCAUGUUAUUUUUGUUAUUACUAACUUUUAAUCAUUUCACUUCCAUGUUACUUGUUAUAUGAACUUUUAAUCAUUUUAUUACUGUUACUUUUUUUUAUUAAUUUU